This is a messenger RNA of Symbiodinium necroappetens, 978 nucleotides long. NCBI's taxonomy places the organism in Eukaryota, Dinophyceae, Suessiales, Symbiodiniaceae. The record is from the annotation of a GenBank genome assembly.
AUGGAAUCGGCGCCGCGCAGUUUGCUGAGCGCAUUGACCACCUGGAAUUGCUGGGGCGUGCCCUUUGCCUCUCCCCUACUCUUCCACCGCUUCGGGCGGUGGCGGGCCUUCCAUGACCAGCAGCUCUUGAAGUUUCUCAGCGAGCAUGGAAAAGACGCUGGGGAGGAGUCCUGCCUGCUGGUCUGCUGCUUCCAGGAGAUCUGGAGCUUCCCCAGGGGUCCGCUGAUGGAAUGCACGGCCUGGCGGGACCCUGCCAGGGUCACCGCAGGCUGGGAGCGAUUCGUGCUUGUCCUUGGUAUUCUCUGCCGCCCGCUUUCCUGCUGCAUCUGGGAUGCCGCUCAGAAGCUCUUCGACAAGUGGGAGGUUGGUGCUCAACGGAUUCAGUAUGCCUCUGUGGUGGGCAACAGAGGAAUGUCCUUGGCCUGGAACUCCUUGGUGGACUCUGGGCUCUGCAUCUUAGCGACCCGUUCGCCCUCUGAGAAGGGCUUCCGCGCCUAUCGAAAUUGGCCAGAUGGGUGGCAUGAGGAGCGGUUGGCCAACAAGGGCGUUCUCUGGGCCUUCUGGGGUGGGCCCCAACAAGGGAUGCUGGUUUUGAACACCCAUUUAACCACGAGAGCGGCAGUAAAGCGAAAACAGCUGGAGGAACUGUCCUGGCUUUUUGCAGAACUGCGCAGCAAGUUCCUCGCGGUCUCAACCGUACUGGAGGUUUACAUCUGUGGGGACUUCAACAUGGAUUCUCGCAGAGACGAUUGCUUCAAAGCGUGGUAUGAGGAGCUCGAUCUGCAGCUGUUGACCACACAGAAGCCGACAUGUGGAGGGGGGGGAGCUGCUUUGGACCACGUCUUCCUCUGGCGCUCGGAUCGUGAGAAGAUCGCGACGGAGGUCUCUGAUCCGAUAAAGCCCUGGGUUGGCGACUUCUGCCGGCAGGCGAGAGAUGAUCUAUCAGAUCACUGCUGGCAGGGGCUCUUCGUGCCAUAA